UUGUCCAUUUUGGUGGGGGGGGGUAUACAGCAAACACAAUCCGGUCUACGGUAAAUGAGGUGGCUUGUUACAAAGGAAAAAUAGGUAGACGCUUAGACUCGAUUCAUUUGAUUAAUAGACCGGCACCGAUGUACUAGUUAAGUGCGGGCGGGACAGGAACUGUUGCAUAAGAUUUAAUUCCUUUCAUUCAUCAUAGCCAAAUGUUAGAUUGCAUUCUUUUGAAGGAAUGUCAGAAAUUGUCCAAAUAGAAAACAUUCCAAAGUUUCAUUUCAUUCUGAUUCAGAAAAUGUGGGAGGAAAGAAUGAAAACCCAGUGUGACGUCACUGGCAAUUCGGCUUUUUUGAACGCAUUGCAUUAAAGAGAAAGGAAGAAAACAAGGAAGAGGGCCAUAUAUAGUCGGAGAAGUUCCACUGACACUUUAAAUGUCUGAGUCACGAAGACGACCCUCCUUCUCCGGCUCCUUUAUAAACGGCGCCAACUUCUUUCGAAUUAGCCCAACGCAACUUGCUUGACAGGAGCCUGAAUAGUUCUUAUUCAAGGUCACUCAUUUUUGCAGGCUUUUUUUUCCCUUUGGAAUUUAUUUAUUUGUUAUUUUUGUAUUUAUUAGCAUCAUUGUAUUCAUCAGGUACCCGUCUAAAAUAUCUGGAACAUUAUUUUGUUGUCGUCUCCAAAUGUUUUGGUUAGCAAACAAGACUUUGGGUUGUUUUUUCCUCCUGGCAAUCCUCCUUCCUGCCUCUCUGUCUUUCUACCUUGCCGACUCCAACCCACUUUUAGCCUUUCACAGCCAAGUCAGGGAGGGCCAUCUUUACACAGAAAAUCACAGACGAGGGAUGUACCUGCAGAUCAGCCAGGAUGGAAGCGUGUCCGGAAGCGACGUGCAGACCCCUUUCAGUGUGCUGCAGUUACAGUCGGUGCAAGCCGGCCACAUCGCCAUCAAAGGUCAGAGGUCGUCUCUGUUUCUCUGCACCGACAGUGGGGGCUCCCUGAGGGGGCAGACGCGCUUCUCAGGGGACGACUGCACCUUCCGAGAGUUACUGCUGGCGGACGGCUACACCCGCUUCUUGUCCGUGUGUCACGGAUUUCCCGUGUCGCUGGCUUCCAGGCGUUCCCCGGACCAGCGCGCCGUGCCCUUCACUCGAUUCCUGCCGCUCAAGGACAGCCUGCCGAGGAUGGACGCGUCCCAGCCGGCGCCGCCGAGGCUCACCUCCUUCAACCUGGACUCCGAUGACCCGCUGAGAAUGUCUCAGGAUUCCGUGCUCAGUCCUCAUUUCGCGGUGGAAAAGUGAAGGCGACGGGAUGCACUGAACAAUGAAUUGUUUUCAUGGAGGAAAAAAAAAUCCCAAAUGUUCGCUUUUGCCGGACUUGAAAUAAGCAGGAAAAUGAAUGCCUCGCUGGGUUAGAAAUCGUGAAGGGUUUGAUUGUAACGGACCCAUUUUCCAGUCGGAAUGUAAAUAUUAUUUUACUUUAUUUAUUUCAGUGAGUGUGUCUUGGGAAAAAUGUGUGCGUUGAAGUGUGACAGUGUGUUUUGGAGUAAUCAAGAUGACACAAUGAGGUGUUUGUCCCUCGCAGGCAUUUUGUCAGACUGGAAACACUUGAAUGAAAAUAAACUAUUUUGGUAAGUUUGUUUUUUUCCUCGUCAGUCUUUUUUUAGCAUUAUCUUUGGAUCAGUGUUACUCUGGUCGAUACAAAUGAGAGAUCAGUCCCGAUAAUUGAGUGGCACUUUGUAUCGUGGUACCUUGAGAUCGCACUUUCGCCACGUUUGUAGCUUGAGUCGUCAUUUUCUCUCAAGAAUUUUGCAAAUUUCAUGUGAGAAAAUUCGACCAUGUUGUAAUAGCAGCUCCUUCUGGUGUGUGCGCGACUUGACCACCAGGUGGCAGUAUAACACGUUCUUGCCGACAAAUAAAGACCACUUUUCUAAA
Messenger RNA from Hippocampus zosterae (dwarf seahorse), 1919 nucleotides. It is a transcript of the gene fgf21, whose product is annotated as fibroblast growth factor 21. Gene Ontology annotation, biological process: positive regulation of cell population proliferation; positive regulation of gene expression; regulation of cell migration. The coding region runs from base 672 to 1286 and encodes 204 amino acids. The record is from RefSeq and is a predicted model, not a curated record. Gene Ontology annotation, cellular component: cytoplasm. The transcript has 4 exons. NCBI's taxonomy places the organism in Eukaryota, Metazoa, Chordata, Actinopteri, Syngnathiformes, Syngnathidae. Gene Ontology annotation, molecular function: growth factor activity; fibroblast growth factor receptor binding.